UUAAGUACUCCGCAGCGUUAGGCACUGCGUUUGCUGAAUUAGUUGGACUUUGAGGAAGUCGGCGAGGGGUUCCCAGCGCAGUAACAGGUGUAAAGAAAAUGCAGACCAGUAAAGGACGCUUUGGUGUUUGUGACAGCUUGGUCUCGGCGCGGGAGCGACGUUUAUAAACUUAAUUUACUUUACUUUGCGCUAGCUAGCUAGCGGCGCUAACGCGGACGUCUUAACUUUUGUCAACUUUUGUCAACGUCGUUUGUUUCUGGUCGCUGGUCGUAAUGGGGAAGUGUACUUGCUCGUUCAAGCUGUGUAGAUGAAUUUAGUGAAGGCGAGCGAGUGUAAUUAGGUGUUAAAGUUGUCUCCUCUCCCCCUCCCUGGGUUAGUAGAGUAUCAGCAGGACUCACCAUGUUCUCUGUCAAACCCCUCAAACCAACGUUCAAGUGCUAUCUGCCCUCACAGACUGAUGUGAAGAAAACUAUUGAACCACCAAUUAAGAAGUUGGAGCCCACCUUACUUCCAGGAGAGAUCGUAGUGAAUGAGGCCAACUUUGUGAGGAAAUGCAUCAGCACUGAAAGCACCCAGGAUGACCCUUGGGGAAAGCUGAUAUGCACCAACUUUAAGGUCUCCUUCCUACCUCAAGAUGCCCCACUCAAACAGAAAACCCAGUUAUCCCAUCUGCUUCUUGGAGAGCAUGACAUCCCUCUCACCUGCCUGGAGCAAGUAGUAACAGUUAAUGAUACAAAGGGAAAAAGGAAAGUGUUGGGCUCGAACCAGAAGUUGAAGUUCAACCCUACUGAGCUGAUUCUGUACUGCAAAGACUUGCGUGUCAUAAGGUUCUGCUUUGAUGAAGCCGGGCCAGAGAGUGCCAGAAAGGUUUGCCUUGCUAUUGCCCACUAUUCCCAUCCAGCUGAUCUUCAACUGCUGUUUGGUUUUGAGUAUCAAGGACGACGAUACCAUGAAUCUAAAGGGAACCGAGUCAAUGGCUCUAACCCAAGAGGAGGAUUACAGACCCCUAUUUUUGACCGGCCAUCUGACUGGGACCGGGAGAUCAAGAGAACGGGUGCUUCAGAGUGGAGAGUUUGCUCCGUCAAUGAGGGUCAUACCAUCUCCCCAAGUCUUCCAGAGCACAUUGUGGUCCCAGUUUCGCUGGCAGAUCAAGAUCUAAAGCAAUACUCAUCAGUCUUCACUGAUUCCCGAAUCCCUCUGUGGUGCUGGAGUCACGCUAAUGGGAGUGCUCUUCUCCGCAUGGCCAGCAUGACUGAUCCAUUACAACAAAAGAAGACUGAGCAGCGGAUCUCCACUGCCAUCACUAAAAGCCACCCUCAUCGCAGUGAAGUCUCCAGGUUCGAGUUGGACAAGUGUCUGCCUAAUAUCCAGGAGAUCCAGAGCGCUUUUGUUAAAGUCCGCCAGAUCUGUGUCUUAGAUGCUUUUGAGGACACUGAAGAAAGGUGGCUUUCAUCUAUUGAAAACUCGCGAUGGCUGGAGUAUGUAAGGUUGUUUUUAAAAAUCUCAGCAGAUGUGGUGUACAACUUGGAUGGAAAAAAUAUAUCUGUCAUUCUCCAAGAGGAAGAAGACAGAGACCUUGACUGUGUAGUGUCCUCACUGGUGCAGCUCAUGCUGGACCCUCACUAUCGCAGCCUGAUCGGCUUUCAGAGUUUGGUGCAGAAAGAAUGGGUGAUGGCAGGCCAUCGCUUUUUGGACAGAUGCAACCACUUGAAGAAGAAUGACAAGGAGGAGUCCCCGCUGUUCACAUUGUUCCUGGACUGCGUGUGGCAGAUGAUGAACCAGUACCCAGCAGCAUUUGAAUUCACAGAGACCUACCUGACAGUACUGAGUGACAGCAUGUGGAUCCCACUCUUCAGUACUUUUCUUUUCAAUUGUCCUAAACAGCAUGCUCAGGUCUUGACGGACUUUGCCAAGAACAAAGCCAUCCCUCAAGGGGAAGAUCCGACUGUGUUUUUCCCUCCUGUGUGGGAGUGGGCGCAGCAGUUCUCCAUAAAAGAUCAAACCCUCUUUAACAACCCCAUGUAUGUUGGAAAAGGAGCUGCUUGUGUUCAGAAUGGAGAAGUGAAAACCUUCAGACGCACAAAGAAAACCUACAGUUCCACAUUGCGAGGAACAGCCAUGUUGCAGCGCAAUGGACUCAGAGGUGAAGAGGAUGUGCUGCCUCGGCGGGGCUCUCUGGUCUCUGAGCUUAGGUCUGAUUUUUCACCGGUGAAAGAUGAAAGUCCAUCAGAGCGCUUCUUCAGGGACUGGUUUUCUCGACCUGUUGACCAACAUGGCCUCCUGAUUCCCAUGGUCAUGCCCUCACAUGUGGCUCUCUGGAAGCUCUUCUUUUUACGUUGGGUCACUGAAGCCUGCAUCCCCAAAGGAGGCCCCAUCACCGCCUACCACAAGCUCUCUCAACUGGUCGACGAAAUUGAGAUAUUGCAGAGCCAGCUCAGGCAGUACAAGGCUCCAGGUUCAGGAACCUCACCGCUUCCAAGCCCAUGUGGGCCCCCUUCAGACCAAAGAAGGAUGUAUUUUAAGGCCAGUUCUCCAGAUGAGCCUUCUACACCACCAGACUUCCUAACUUCCUCAUUUCCCUUCACUCCGGUGGGAAACCUGUCUCGGCGAAGUCUGUAUGGGACUCCCAUUAGCAAGUUUCUCAAUGGGGCAAGGACCUGGCUCUCAACAGAGACUCUGGCUAAUGACACUGUCUGAACAUAACUUAGUUAAAGGACUCUUAACAGAUUUUUAAUAACUAAUCAUCUGAUUUUUCUAUUACCUCUUUCUUUAAUACCAACAAAGAACCUGAGAAAUUAAAAUAGUAAUUUUUGACUUCUGAUUUCAAGUGCUUAAUAAGCUAGAGUUUCCACCAUUGAUGCUGCAUUCAAAUCUGUGGUAAUUCCUAAUUCCUAAUGAAUUACCAUUGGCAGAACCUUAUAAAACACAGUAAGGUCCUUUCAAACACUUCCUUCUCAGUUGCUGGUGAAGUCGUACAGUAAGGUGUCUGGACUGAUUGUAUAAAUCGUUAACUUUUUUUUAAUAUCUAUAUGUGUAUAUUUUUGUCCGUGUUUGUUUUUUGUUUUCUUUAAAAUGUUAUCAAGUUAAGGUGAGGGUUAAUACAACCUGCCCUGAACUGCCCUGAUUUGCUGCAUGUUUUAAAGGUAACCUGAAUCUAUUGAUGUAUGGCUGUAGCAGUGCUUUAACUUAACCUUUUAUUUGAAUUGGUUUGUCAAUAAGACGACUUCUCCUCUGGAAGGAAAUUAAGUUUUUUAAAUAAGGAAAUACACGUUUUUGUUGCAGCAUCAGUGAUGCACUUUACCAAACACUGAUCUUUAAAACUUAAUUUGUUUUUUGCCUUCCAGGAAAGUUAAUUGAAGCAGCAAUUUUGUAACCUUUUUUUUUUCUUUUUUUUUUAACACAUUUCUGAAAGAGGAACAGAAAAUAACACAGCUAACAACAUUUCUACUCUAAAGUUAGAAUGAGUGGCCUGGUUGAAUGUAACAGGAUCUCUUUUCUUUCACGAGCUUAUUGCUGCUUGCUUCAGUGGCUCAUAUUUUAUUGGCUGUUUUGGAGCUGUGCAAUAAGUGGGAAACGGUGUGAUAUCAGGGUCGAAUUUUGUAUAGUUACUCUAUUUUUUAAGCAGCCAUAAGGGCUUUGUAUAUUAAUGGUGUUGAUACUAAAGAAAAGCAGAACUGUGAGGACUUUAACCUGUGGUAGAUAUUUCCUCUUUUUCUUUUGGGGGGAUUUUAUUUAACCUUUCUUUUAGCCUUCUGGUAAGGUGCCGUGGAGAAAGUGUUAAUGUGAAAAGGUGCUGAAUGGGUAAAUAAUUUGAAAGUAUAAGGGAUGGGUAAGUCAUUUGAGUCAAACCAGUCCCUAUUUUGGUAAAUUCGUUGUCCUCUAGUGAGGAUGACAUAGUUUUGAGACAGUGCAUUAGCAAUAAGUCAACUAUGAACCAAAGCUUAUAGAUGCACAAUGUCUUUAACUUUUACAUGUCACCUUUUAUAUGAUGGGGAUAAUUGUUUGUCAUCUUCAACAGAAUUUUAGUUGGAAAUGAAAAGCCUGACAGUAUCAAGUCCAUACACUUUUCAGCACCAUUUUUCUUACGUUGGUAUCUCUUCAUAUGUUUGCAUAUAAAGUAAUUAUACUGAUCAUGAUAGAAAACAAGAAGUUGAAAUAGUACUUGCAGAAAGUAAAAUUGUAAGCUUCAUGCACAGAGAUACUCAAAAGUAUUGAGGAAAGACUUAGAGAAUUUUUGUUGUGUGUAGGCUGCUGUAAAUAGUAAUUAAAAAAAAAAAAAAAAAAAGAGGAAAAAAAAACAACCACCUGAGAAUAGGAUUGUUAGAGACGCAGCUUACAACAGUACCAAUCAUCCAGUGCCUUUUAAAACUGGUAAGGAAGUAUCACUGUGUAAUAUGUAAAUGAGAGCACGGCAUUUUUGUUGUCACGCCCUUUUAAAAACUGCAUCUCUGACCACUGGACACACCGUAUCUGUUCCAUUACGAGUCAAAAUCCUGCAACACCAUAUUGAGCAGUUCCUGAUGGCAUAAAGAUAAAUCUGUGGCUCUUUGGCAAGAAAUAGUUUAGGUUUUUCUUUUUACAAUGUAUAAUGUGAGUGCAAGCUUGCUCUCCCAAAUGCUAUAAAUUGCACAAAUUUUCCAAGAAUAGAUAGAAGAAGAAGAAUAGAUUAUUUUAAAGCAAUUGUUGGAUAUAAUUUUGGCAGAUAUAAACACUGUAUAUGCUCGAAAGCUUUCAAAUAUUUUUGAUUAAUGGUACUAAAUGACUUAUUGAAUUAGUCUAUAUAUUUUAUGGAGAUGUAUUUAUAUGCUGUUUUUUGCAUUAAUUCCCAAUGUUGCACUCUGCUGUAAUGUAUGAUGGCUGUGCUUCCUGUAUGCCACAGCUUGAUAUUAAUGAGCAGCAGAUGUAUAAUAUUCACUUAUGCAAAUGUUCUCCAAGAGGAAUGCAGUGAACUCUGCACAUCCUCUGUGCCUUUUUUAUGGGGGAAGAUUGACUUUAUUUUAACAAUAUUUUAAAACGUAUUGCUUUUGUUUUGCAAGACUAAUUACUCUUGGCAAUUCUGUAAAUGUUAAAUUCAGAGGCUCGCAUGUGUACCAUGAAGAAGAAAUCCUUACAUUAGCUUUUAAUCUACAUCACCGUCUUAUUUUUAUUGUGCAGAGAUUUGCUUUCAUUUAGCAUUCUUUUUGUUUUCACAUUUAAAUGUUAUAGUUUGUUUUUUUUUUUGUUUUUUUUAUUUCACAUGUACGUGGAUGAAAAAAGAGCAACGAAGUGUGUUGACCAAAAAGGCAACAGUUCAUUGAACAAAUUACAAACACAUGCACAUAUAAUUUGUACUUUUAAAUAGAAAUGUUACUGUCUGAAGGGAAUAUUGCAGUUCAUUACUGCCAAAUGAAGAAACUCACAGCUGUGAGUGCCAAACCAGCUGAUCUGAGGUCAUAUUCAGAGAUUCCUAUUGAUUAGUGAUCAUUGAUUAUUUGUGGAACCUACAUACACAGAAAAAAAAAUCCUUGCAAUUCCUGGUUUUCACACUUCCAAAGAUUCUCUUGAAUUCCACGGAAAUUCUUGAGGCUCAAUUUGUCACUGAGAAGCCCCCUUGAUGUCUUUUGCUGAACAAUAAGUAAUAUAGAAAUAUGAAAAAAAAUGUUUAACAAUGGACUGAACUCUGCACAGUUUAGCUUUUUGUUCAUUUCACUGAGUGUAAUUCUCAAAAUCCUGGUUAUUAUUAACAUGCACUUAUUUGUAACUUGACAUGUUUGAGAUUCUGAGUUGCCGUGGACUUGCGGUUCAAUUGAAAUAAUCUAACAAGAGAGACGAUUUGAAAAGAGGAAAAACAACUAAUAAAAUUGUAAAGUGGUAUUUCUGAUGAUAGGGGUUUAUUGCUAUUACUUAGAGUAAGACCAGCAAAUGUUAAGAGUGGGAUAAGGGUCCCUGAUGCAUCUUAAGUGUUGUAAGCUCUUAAAAUGGUGAAGAACAUCACCUAUGUAUAAUAUGAAAAGCCUUACAUUUUCUGGUGAAGGAUGUUGCUAGUUGAUUUUCACGUGACUAAUAAAGGUUGAUAUUGCUCCAUCUAAUUGUGAAAUGCACCAGGGUAAGUGGAAACAUAGUGUGAAGUAACAUCUGAUCAGGUGUAUUUAUAGUUUAAGGAUUGUAAAGUUACUGAGUCACAUGGCUAUUCUCCAAACAUUACUGUAACUAGUGUGCAAUGUCUCCAAAUUAAAGUACAAUAUUUGAUCACAAUGCUCAUAAUUUGUAAAACCUAGGGUCAAUAAAUGAAAAACUGAAA
Cololabis saira (Pacific saury) is the source of this 6280-nucleotide messenger RNA. It is a transcript of the gene mtmr10, whose product is annotated as myotubularin related protein 10. The coding region runs from base 400 to 2697 and encodes 765 amino acids. The transcript is spliced from 16 exons. NCBI's taxonomy places the organism in Eukaryota, Metazoa, Chordata, Actinopteri, Beloniformes, Belonidae. The record is from RefSeq and is a predicted model, not a curated record.